GAGUGUGCUACGUGGGACGAAAUAUCCACUCUUUCUUCGCUGCUGCUGUUUGGGAUUGAAAGGGAAUGAGCAUUGUUCCAUAUAUGAAUUUCAAGGGCACCUCCUCGAUUUCGAAUGUUUGCGUUGGUUGGUCGUGGUCCUUGCUUAAUAGAGCCUCAGCCGGAAUUUCAACACGAAAGCAGUUGCGAAUGCUAGAGAGUUCGGUCGCCACUUGAAAAUCGGACCGCUGGCGUAUUGUUAAAUUGAGCACGAAUUUCUAGAUAUCACGCAGAGAGCUACAGAACCAUAUCUCGAGGGGAACCAAGCUAGUCAUCACUGGUCUUAUCUCCCGAACAUUGGACUUUUCAUCAAGCAAGCUGAGGCGGCCGCGGAACCAAUGCUGCUCGAGAUACUAAUCAAUCCCUGGGCUUUCCUGGUCUUGCCCGUGCUCUUCUACCUCAUACCUUACCUCCGCAAUGCAUCCCUGAGAGAUAUUCCGGGACCGAUUCUCGCCAGGCUCACGAACCUUUGGUACAUGUACGAAUGUCGACGCUGCAGACGCUAUCUGACCGUGCAUGAAUUGCACGAGGUCCACGGAAAAUUCGUCCGCAUCACGCCUGACCAGGUCUCCAUUGCCGACCCGGAGGCCAUUCCGAUCGUCUACGGCCACGGCACCGGCACGCUGAAGUCCGAGUAUUAUGAUGCAUUCGUGUCGAUCGAGCGAGGACUUUUCAACACGCGAGAUCGCGCGCAACAUACUCGCAAGCGCAAGACCGUCUCGCAUACGUUUUCGGCCAAAUCCAUCGGGCAAUUCGAGCAAUAUAUCCAGGAGAAUCUGAGACAGCUCGUGAAGCAAUGGGACUCGCUCAGCUCCAAGGCUGAUGGUUCCUACGCCAAGUUUGACGCUCUGCACUGGUUCAACUAUGUCGCUUUUGACAUCAUUGGCGACCUCGCAUUUGGUGCGCCCUUUGGCAUGCUGGAGAGGGGUGCGGAUCUUGCAGAGGUCCAACUGACCCCCGGAGGACUGUCGACAUUUGCCCCGGCCAUCGAGGUGCUGAACCGUCGAGGAGAGGUUUCCAACACGGUAGGAUGCAUGCCGUCGAUCAAACCAUACGCAAAGUAUCUGCCCGAUCCGUUCUUCAGCAAAGGAAUGGAAGCCGUCAAGACUCUGGCCGGGAUCGCCACCGCGCGGGUCAAUGCCCGUCUAGCAGCGGCCGAAAAGGGUGAGGUGCAACGCGUUGAUCUCUUGGCGAGAUUAAUGGAAGGCAGAGAUGAGAACGGCGAAAAGCUAGGGCGUGCAGAGCUCACGGCGGAAGCGCUCACGCAGCUCAUUGCCGGUUCUGACACGACAUCCAACACGUCAUGUGCGCUGCUCUUCCACUGCCUGCAAAACCCAAAAGUGGUGAAAAGACUUCAAGCGGAAUUGGACGAGGCGAUCCCUGACGGAAAUGUGCCCCGAUUCGAGCAAGUGCGACAUCUCAAGUACCUUGACAUGGUGAUCAACGAAACGCUUCGCAUCCACUGCACAUCCAGUCAAGGUCUACCGCGGCUCGUGCCUCCUGGAGAUGGCAUCGAUGUCGUCGGUCGCCACUUCCCACCGGGGACCGUCCUUAGUGUUCCAGCGUAUUCAAUGCAUCACAGCAAGGAGGUCUGGGGUGCAGACGCCGAUGUUUUCCGUCCAGAGCGAUGGGAGAACGUGUCCGAGAGACAAAUCUCAGCCUUCAUACCGUUUUCGUACGGCCCUCGAGCUUGUGUCGGCAGGAAUGUUGCUGAGAUGGAAUUGGCUCUCAUCAUCGCCACAGUGUUCCGCCGCUACGAAUUCGAGCUCCAUCAAGACGAGCUCAAGACCAGAGAGGGUUUCCUGCGCAAGCCAUUGGGACUGCAGGUCGGUAUGCGUAAACGGGCGGGUGUAUCGUGAUAGAUCCGAAGGCGAGCAUGGCUACAGAGAUUGGAUUUGUUACCCGGUAUCUGUGGGUUUGGUGGCUUCGAAGAGAGUCACAUGCUUCACGGGUCACUAUUGUUGAGGGCGAUGACACAAUUUAAUGAGAAUUUGUGGAAAAGGCUCACCUUGCUUCACUUCAGCUCGAACUUUUGUCCUUUCGCACGUCACUUUCAGGCUUUCCAAGGUCUGUUGGAGCUUCAUUGCAAUUUCUGGUAGGACGACGAUCCGACAACAUCCGCAGGGAGGCUUCUGCACAUUGAUCAUCGUUAUCAUCAUG
This is a messenger RNA of Dissoconium aciculare CBS 342.82, 2198 nucleotides long. RefSeq names its product putative P450 monooxygenase. The transcript is spliced from 3 exons. Bases 377 to 1897 code for a protein of 506 amino acids. The record is from RefSeq and is a predicted model, not a curated record. Gene Ontology annotation, molecular function: monooxygenase activity; iron ion binding; heme binding. NCBI's taxonomy places the organism in Eukaryota, Fungi, Ascomycota, Dothideomycetes, Mycosphaerellales, Dissoconiaceae.